This is a messenger RNA of Penicillium pulvis, 912 nucleotides long. RefSeq names its product S-adenosyl-L-methionine-dependent methyltransferase. The record is from RefSeq and is a predicted model, not a curated record. The coding region runs from base 1 to 912 and encodes 303 amino acids. The transcript is spliced from 2 exons. NCBI's taxonomy places the organism in Eukaryota, Fungi, Ascomycota, Eurotiomycetes, Eurotiales, Aspergillaceae.
AUGGACACAAACUGGCUGACUGCACGCAAUAACCAUACAUACGAAAAUGGCCGCCGCUACUACGGCUUCAGGUCCGAAUUCCCCUUCCCAGACGACAAAACGGCCGUCACAGCACACGGUGCCAUCAAUGGCAUCUGGCAUGACCUCCUAAACGGCAGAACCUUUAUUGCCCCCAUAGACCCGAUCCAGAAAAAACACAAGUUUCUCGAAUUCGCUACCCGUAGCGGCUCCUGGACGCUCAUGGUACUGCAGCGACACCAUCCUGCCCCGCGCUUGACGGGCAUGGACGUGACCCAAAUGUCUACGGAUCUCCGGUAUUUCGAGAACCACGAAAUUGAAGGCGAGUGGCCGUUUACGGCAAAACAGGCAUUUCAUUUGAUCCAUGCGCAGUCCUUAGGCGGGGUGAUUGCCGACUAUGGCGGCUUCUACGCUAAUGCGUUCCGGCAUCUUCUUCCGGGCGGGUGGUUGGAAGUGUGGGAGAACGACUUCCACUUCGUUACUGACAACCCACAAAAUGAGACCCGUUUAAUGGCGCUUAGGGAAUGGGAGGCGCUGAUGCAUGAGGCGGCGGCUAGGUUUGGCAGGAGAAUUAACGUGGCAGCCGAGCAGAAGGAGCUAAUGCACUCAGCUGGCUUUGUACAAGUCAACGAACGGGUAUUUAAAGUUCCCUUUGGUGACUGGAGUGAUGAGCCAAAUUUGAAACGCAUUGGGCAUUCCUAUGUAUUUCAAAUGCAAUGCGCGCUGGAGGGAUAUACACUGCGUCUAUUCACCAAGACAUUGGGCUGGUCAAAGGAAGACACUGAUGCCCUAAUUCAUCGGGUGCAGGAGGAACUAAAGCAAGAGGAUCUGCGGCUCUAUUCAUAUUUUCAUCUCUUCAUAGGGCAGAAGCCCGCAAACGCCGCUCGAAAAUAA